This is a messenger RNA of Lolium rigidum, 388 nucleotides long. RefSeq lists its product as uncharacterized. The record is from RefSeq and is a predicted model, not a curated record. The transcript is spliced from 4 exons. The coding region runs from base 3 to 329 and encodes 108 amino acids. Lineage: Eukaryota; Viridiplantae; Streptophyta; Magnoliopsida; Poales; Poaceae.
GCAUGUACACCAAGGUGGUUUUAGACUGCACCAAGCGGGGGUUCCAGAACAUGCUGAAGGAGUUCUUCGCCGGUGACGUCACUAUGCAGGUUCUCAUGGGCCAGAUGCGUACAACAGCGGCUAUGGCGUCAACAACAAUGAACAUAAUAUCCACUGCAGAUGUUAAAUGGCCGACGUUGAGGAUUUUGUAUGACAAACAAAACUUCGUGUUUCUCCCAUGUAAAGGUGUAGGAAGCCUUUGCUUAAAUGCAUUGCAUAAGCAAUAUCUCCAUAGCUCUGUUGGUGUUCCUGUGGCAGCUGAGAUUGUAGAACUAGUCAUGAAGCCAUAACCAGAAAUAACAAUCAGAAGGUCAUGACCGGAGGAGAGGGCAAGUUGGAGGAGAAGAUC